GGCGUGGCCGUCUGUGAGCGUUUGGCGGGAUUUCUGAAAGUCGCGCGUCACUGGGCGAAGUGCGCGCAGACGGGUUCCUGGUCAAACCGUGUUCUCCGGAAACGCGCCUGGAAAGGCUGAAAUUUGCUCCUGUUCUUCACAGAAGACCCGACCGAGGAGCUGAGAAGUGGGUUCGAGCCGGUGACGGCGGUUCUCGUGGCGAGUGCAGACCCGGCCGCCGCAGGAGGGGACGGUAAUGGCUAUGCAGAUGCAACUUGAAGCAAAUGCAGAUACUUCAGUGGAAGAAGAAAGCUUUGGUCCACAACCUAUUUCACGGUUAGAGCAAUGUGGCGUAAGUGCCAAUGAUGUGAAGAAAUUAGAAGAAGCCGGUUUCCAUACGGUGGAGGCUGUUGCUUAUGCACCAAAGAAGGAACUCAUAAAUAUUAAGGGAAUUAGUGAAGCCAAAGCUGACAAAAUUCUGGCUGAGGCCGCGAAAUUAGUUCCAAUGGGUUUCACCACUGCAACUGAAUUUCACCAAAGGCGUUCAGAAAUCAUACAGAUUACUACUGGCUCCAAAGAGCUUGACAAACUGCUUCAAGGUGGAAUUGAGACUGGAUCUAUCACAGAGAUGUUUGGAGAAUUCCGAACUGGGAAGACACAGAUCUGUCAUACAUUGGCUGUAACAUGCCAGCUUCCCAUUGACCGUGGUGGAGGUGAAGGAAAGGCCAUGUACAUUGAUACCGAGGGUACAUUUAGGCCAGAACGACUGCUAGCAGUAGCUGAGAGAUAUGGUCUCUCUGGCAGUGAUGUCCUAGAUAAUGUAGCAUAUGCUCGAGGGUUCAACACAGACCACCAAACCCAGCUCCUUUAUCAAGCAUCAGCCAUGAUGGUAGAAUCCAGAUAUGCACUGCUUAUUGUAGACAGUGCUACUGCCCUCUACAGAACAGACUACUCAGGUCGAGGAGAGCUUUCAGCCAGGCAAAUGCAUUUGGCCAGAUUUCUGAGGAUGCUGCUGCGACUUGCUGAUGAGUUUGGUGUAGCAGUGGUAAUCACCAACCAGGUAGUAGCCCAAGUGGAUGGAGCAGCCAUGUUUGCUGCAGAUCCCAAAAAACCUAUUGGAGGAAACAUCAUUGCCCAUGCUUCAACAACCAGGCUGUACCUGAGGAAAGGAAGAGGGGAAACCAGAAUCUGCAAAGUCUACGACUCUCCCUGUCUUCCUGAAGCUGAAGCCAUGUUUGCCAUUAAUGCAGAUGGAGUGGGAGAUGCCAAGGACUGACUCAUCAGGGCCUUUUUUCUGUGAUAAACUUUUAAAUGCUAUAUAGCCUAAUGAAGAGGACUGCUCCCUGGGCUUCUUCAGGCUCUUUCUGAUGUGACUGCUAGGACAUGGCUUCCAGAAAAACAAUUAUUGUAUCAGUUUCUGGUGGCAGAAACAGGGGACAGGUCAGUAUUCAAACUGUUCUGAAAUGUUCACUUCUUAUAGAGUUUAUUGUCUGAUUUCUUUGGUGUUUGGAGGAAAGAUAUGAAAUAACAGCUAUCAGUCUUAUGUUUCAAAACUGGAAAGACCUGAGUUUUCUCUCACUUCUCAAUAAUGGUAAAAUAAAAUGCCUGAGAUGUGUAACAGUGGGAA
This is a messenger RNA of Mesocricetus auratus (golden hamster), 1606 nucleotides long. It is a transcript of the gene Rad51, whose product is annotated as RAD51 recombinase. Gene Ontology annotation, cellular component: condensed nuclear chromosome. The transcript has 10 exons. Gene Ontology annotation, molecular function: single-stranded DNA binding; ATP-dependent DNA damage sensor activity; ATP hydrolysis activity. Lineage: Eukaryota; Metazoa; Chordata; Mammalia; Rodentia; Cricetidae. The coding region runs from base 236 to 1255 and encodes 339 amino acids. The record is from RefSeq and is a predicted model, not a curated record. Gene Ontology annotation, biological process: DNA recombinase assembly; DNA strand invasion; double-strand break repair via homologous recombination.